Molecule: messenger RNA, 1899 nt
Organism: Ciona intestinalis (vase tunicate)
Lineage: Eukaryota; Metazoa; Chordata; Ascidiacea; Phlebobranchia; Cionidae
Source: RefSeq, a predicted model, not a curated record
UGUACAUAAAUAAACAAACGGAAACUGUGCGCGGAUUCAAAAAGUCGAACUGUUCCACUUGUUUAUGCUUACCGUAUAGCUAAUUUUUUUUGUUUGCCAUUAAAAUGUCGUAUCUUCGACCAAGAAGCAGUUUGCAGCAUCGACCUUUACCUCAAAUGCAGCGUCCUGGACUCAGGAACAACUCGGGUUCGUCUCAGUAUUUAGGAAACUUUGGAAAUCAGCCGAAGGAGGAUUUAUUAAAACAAGAACCAGCCAGACCUUCAUACAUGGAUUCCUCAAGUGAUGAAUCAGUUUCAGCUUCGUUCUUUCUCAAGAAACCAAUAAAUGAUGAAGAAAAUGAAGAUGAAAUUUCAAAUAAGAAAAAUUUCGCCGAAGAAACAAAAAUACCUAACAAGUCUUCUGAAAAUUUGAGACCAAAAACCUCUAGUGGUAUGCAAGAAAAAGCUACCACUUCAUAUCAUGGUAGCGAUGCUAUGGCAAGGUUUGCUGAGUUAGAAAACAGGAUCAAAGCUAGAGCAAAAGAAUCACAGGCGAUGAGUUUAUCAUUGUCGGAUUUAGACAUCAGCACUGAUUCUGAAAUUAAGAGAGAUGUUAAACAGUUAAGAAAGCAGAGAACAUCGAAAACCACUUCUACAAAAAUUUUUCUCAUAAAAAAGUCAUUGUCUUCGUCUUCAUCUUCAGAGAGUGAAAAGAUUGAUUUCAUUAAAAGAGAUAUGCCAAGCAAGUCAGUUACAUCUGCAUCUGUUGAUGAAACAUUUGAAAGUAAAAGAAAGACUGUGUCAUUUGCUGCCAACCUUGUACAAACCUCACAAGACGCUUCGUUGGAUGAGUUUUUGCCGAGUCAUCACAGUAAUGAUGACAUCAGCUUAGAUGAGUUUCUUCCAAAAAGCAGCUUGCAAAAUAUAAUGACCCUGGAUGACUUGGAACCUGCUGAAGGUUCUGCAUUAGAUUUUAGUCGUAUUCAUUCAGUGGAUGAGCUUUUACCAGCUGCACAGCAAAGCAGUGAUGGGACUGACUCAGUGUCCUCCUAUGAUCCUGGAAAGAGUUUUUCCAACAUCCGAUCCAUUGAUGACCUUGAGAGUGUCGCAUCAGAAUCGGAAGACACUAAGACGCCGGUGAAAAAUAAACCACAACCACAACUCCAAACCAAUAUUUUUAAACCAGCAAGAAAGGAAGAUUCCGUUUCUUCAAUAGAAGAUGUUGUUGAAGAUGAUGUUGCAGAAGAAGUGGAGGAGAUUGAAGAUGAAUAUACAUCGGAGUUCAACACAGAUGAGGAUGAUACAUUGAAAGAUACGGAAAGCAUAACUCAUGAUGUGUCUUCAAUUAAAGAAGAGUCUUCUCAGUCAGUUGCUUCAACCAUCUCAUCUGAAAGUGAAACACAAUCCAAGCAAACAACAAACACGCCAUCAUACACUGAAACUUUCGAAUCUGACACCUCAGCUACAGAGUCUGACUCAACUGUCCUCAAACCAGCAACUGUAAAAACUGAAACUGCAGUGCAAACAGAGCCGGUUGAUAUUCAUGCUAAAGAUGAUCCCUUUAAAGGAAUAGCAUUUUCUCCAGUGUUUCCACCAACAUUAGUUGUAAGUAAUGAAGCUCUUGCAGCACUAACAAGUUACUCACCUGCAACACUAGCAUUACAAGACAUGAUGAAACGUCAGCUUGCGCUUACCAAGGACUUUAUAGAGCGUUCAGAAAGACUUCACCAAUCCACAAUGUCAUCUCUUACUCCCAAUUAUCAUUAUACAACUUUAGAGGAGACAAAGCAGAUCAUAAACGCUCACAGGAAGAAGAGAAAUUUGCCUCCAAGAGUCUGAUUAGUUAGUUUUGUACCAUGUACACUGUGCAAUACCAACACUGUGUAAAUUUUAGAUAAUAAAUAAAACACCGACUGAUUUG